Messenger RNA from Coffea eugenioides, 1579 nucleotides. Its product is annotated as WAT1-related protein At3g28050-like. Gene Ontology annotation, molecular function: transmembrane transporter activity. NCBI's taxonomy places the organism in Eukaryota, Viridiplantae, Streptophyta, Magnoliopsida, Gentianales, Rubiaceae. The record is from RefSeq and is a predicted model, not a curated record. Bases 60 to 1112 code for a protein of 350 amino acids. Gene Ontology annotation, cellular component: plasma membrane. The transcript is spliced from 8 exons.
UUCACAUACGCACUCUUCAAGAGGCAGGGAGGCUGCAGAGCAAGAACGCCAAGAAAAACAUGGAGAAGAUGAAGAGCGUAGCCCCAUACUUGGGGAUGGUAAUAGCACAAACUGCUCAAGUAGGCCUAAUUAUUGUAAGCAAAGAAGCCAUGUCAAAUGGGAUGUCCAAAUACGUUUUUGUCACCUACUCCAACGCUCUUGCUUCCCUAAUUCUCCUCCCCACUUCUUUUCUAGUUCACAGAUCAAAUAGGCCUCCCCUCACUUUCAAACUGGUCAGUGGGUUUUUCUUGCUGGGUGUUCUGGGGUGCACUGCUCAGGUAACAGGAUAUGCUGGAAUUGACUAUACCUCUGCGUCAUUUGCUUCUGCAAUGCUCAACCUCAUCCCUGGUUUCACAUUUGUUCUUGCUGUAAUUUUCAGGAUGGAGAAAGUAGAUUGUAGAACCUCAAGUACUAUUGCCAAAUCAAUUGGUACCAUAGUGUCAAUUGCUGGAGCCUUCAUUCUGACUCUCUACAAGGGCCUCCAAAUCCUGAUGGCCUCAUCAUCGCCAAUAACCCAUUAUGAUCUUCUAUACCAGCAACAAUCCAACUGGGUCUUGGGUGGACUUUUUCUUGCUAUAGACUGUUUAGCGGCUUCAAUGUUUAUCAUUGUACAGGCACUUAUCCUGAAGGAUUUCCCAGCAGAUUUGAUCAUGGUCUUCUUCUACUGCUUCUUUGUGGCCAUUCUAUCUGCAGGGAUUUCUCUCGUUUCAGGUGACAAUCUAAGUGCUUGGACACUACAACCUACUAUGAGACUGCUUACUAUCUUAUACUCAGGAAUUUUUGGUUCUGCUCUACAAGUCAGUUUGUCUGCAUGGUGUGUUCACAAAAAGGGACCCCUUUUUGUUGCUAUGUUUCAUCCCCUGGGCAUAGUCAUUGCAGCUGCCUUUAAUAUUAUCAUUUCAAAAGAUGCUUUUUAUGUUGGGAGUUUGGUGGGGUCAAUUCUUAUUGUCAUUGGGUUUUACUCUGUGAUGUGGGGAAAAGCAAGAGAAGGGAAGGUUGUUGAGGACCAAUUGCGAGGAAGCACAGUAUUCAAUGCUGAAAGUUCUCCCCUUUUGCAAAAUCAAGAUCCCUAAAGAUUGAAGAUUAGUAUGUAUCUAUUGCCACAGAAGUAAGAGAAUAAAGAAGUAAAAGCAGGUUUAGUACGUGUUGCAUGUAGAUCGUAAAAAACAAUGAAGCUUGUGGAGCAAAGAAAGCACCGUGUAGGAGAUUCUUGCCUUGAAGGAGGCUUGUAGGGUUGGAGCCAGAAACUAGACUACCCUCUUGAGGGGAGUGCAGCAAUACGCAAAACCAUCAAAUGGAAUCAUUUGAGUUUUAUCAGUGGGUGUGAGGCAUCCACAAGUACAACAUUAUCGGCAGGAAAGCGGGAUGGGGUCUUGUCAACGAUGAACUUUAUACCUGGAUUACUUUGUCAUCCUCUUCUUUUUUUGUAGGUAGCAUCUUUUUUUUUCCGCUUCCUCUUCUUAUAAAGGAGGGAGCAUUGUACAUCAAUUGUAUAUGAUAAGGAUUAUCAAAAGGAUUCUCUAUGACCAUUUCCGUGGUC